Molecule: messenger RNA, 1386 nt
Organism: Rhododendron vialii
Lineage: Eukaryota; Viridiplantae; Streptophyta; Magnoliopsida; Ericales; Ericaceae
Product: protein CANDIDATE G-PROTEIN COUPLED RECEPTOR 7-like
Exons: 1
Coding region: 1-1386 (461 amino acids)
Biological process (GO): transport
Cellular component (GO): membrane; Golgi apparatus
Source: RefSeq, a predicted model, not a curated record
AUGCAUCAAAUUACCUUUCCCAACACCCAUCUCUGUUUCCUCGCCCUCUUCUUCUUCCUCGUUGUCCAACUUCCGCCAACAAUUGGGGACAUCAAAACGAUAAAAAUCUCCUCAGACUCUCGUCGCACCAUCCAUUUUGAAGAUUUCUGUUUCGAUCUUACCGGUCAUGUCAAUCUCAAGGUCUCCAAUGUCUCAAUAACCACCACCUCUACCACCCCAAUAAACUCCUCGCGUAUAGGUUUUUUCUUUGGGGACCUAUCCGCGAUCAAAAUUUAUGGUCUUGUCCUACGUCCCCAGGAAAGAAAACCAUGCAUUCUUGAGUCCCCCAAUCUAAUCCCAAGAGCCUUCCAACCCAUAGCCACAUUUGCAGAACUCUCACCUCCUCCCCAAUCUUCCAUCAGCAAAACCCUGCCCAUCCCGGCUUUUGUAUUGAACAACAAAACCCUCCCCAUCCCUUCACCAGACCAUCUCGGUAUCUUUUUUUUGAACUGUGAGCCGAAUACCUCUCUCUCGAUGAACGUUCACAUAGAAACCUAUAACCUAGACCGAAAUGGCAAGGACUAUCUUGAAGCCGGUAGAACUCAAUUGCCAAUGAUCUACUUCAUUUUUUCGGUCCUGUACUUGCCGUUUCUGGCCUCCUGGUUAUAUCUAUGCAACAAGAACAGGUUGUACGUUCGCAAGAUACACAUUCUAAUGGCCAUAUUGGUCGUAAUGAAAUUGUUGAAUCUAUUUUCCGAGGCAGAGGACAAACACUACAUCAAGGUCACUGGAACCCCUCAUGGAUGGGACUUAUGGUUUUAUUUAUUCCAUUGCCUUCGAGCUCUGCUGUUGGUAACCGUUAUCAUGUUGAUUGGGACUGGUUGGACAAUCUUAAAACCAUGUUUACAUGCCAACGACAAGAAAAUCUUGGCAGUGGGCGUAACAAUUCAGGUUAUCGCAAACAUAGCCCAUGUUUAUACCGAUGAAACCGGCCCGUCCAAUAGCAACUACGUGUAUUUGACUCUGGCGUUAUUGCUGGUCGAUUUCGUGGGCUUUACGAUAGUUUUGGUUCCAAUUACUUUGUCGAUAAAGACACUCAAGGAAGCUGCGAAGACAGAUGGAACUGCUGCGCGGGAUCUGGGAAAGAUGAGACUUUUGGGAUAUUUCAAUGUAUGUGUGUUUAUGUUCUGGCAAGUGAAGUGGAUGGCGUGGAUUUUUGUCGGUGAGAUCACGGAUGAUGAUUGUGGUUUAGAGUGGUUAACUGUUAUCAUUGAAGAGACUUUGACCAUUGGAUAUUACAUUGGAAUGUUUUCUCUGUUUCGGCCUAGGGAGCAAAAUGAGUAUUUUGUUGUUGAGGAUGAAGAGACGGCUCUUGCUACCAUUCGCAGGGAGUUUGCAGACUACUGA